Molecule: messenger RNA, 4383 nt
Organism: Lodderomyces elongisporus
Lineage: Eukaryota; Fungi; Ascomycota; Pichiomycetes; Serinales; Debaryomycetaceae
Exons: 1
Coding region: 1-4383 (1460 amino acids)
Source: RefSeq, a predicted model, not a curated record
AUGGAUGAUAAAGAGCUGCAUCAAGCUCAAGAAUCUUUGCUGGAUAUAAAGCAACAACAACAAGCACAACAACAAGCACAACAACAGGUACAACAACAGGCACCUCCACAGCAGCAUCAUCCAAUGUUUGCAUCUCGCCAACAACCAUACAUGUCUCAACCGGUACCAAUACACCCACACCCACACCAACAGCCUCCAAGCUAUCUGCCACCUCAACAACCACAACAUCAACAAUAUAUGCAUCAGCAACACCAACACCACCAACAGCAAGAGCUGCUACAGCAACAACAAAACCAAUUAUAUCAACAACAGAUGCACAACCAGCAGUUGCAACAAAACAUUCAAAAUCAAACAACUGCUAUUAAUAACCAAGCACAACAACAAGCGCAACAACAAGCACAACAACAAGCACAACAACAAGCACAACAACAGCAAUUUCCCCGACGUUCACCGUUGAUGGGCUCUUCCUCAGGAAGUUCUAGCAAUGCUAGUAGUUUGAAUUCUGUGUUAACUGCUCGCACUCAAAAGAGUUCAGUUUCAACUUUUCAUGCCGCAGAUCCAGAUAGGGUACUCAAAAACCCUGGUGAUAGCACAGUCUCUCCAGACGAUAAGCUGGACUCUAACUCCAACCCAAGUCUUAAUUUGAAUGUCGACCCAAAUUCUGACUACUCAUCUGGUACACCUGGCUUGGGAUCAUUACCAAUCAAUCCCAUUUCAUCAUUUGCCCCGCUUACCACAAACAAUGCACAAUCCGGUGUAUUUCCAUUGAAAGACCAAUUUGACAUGAUGAGAGCAGCUAACUCACAGUUGCUUGACGAAAACAGGGAGUUGACUAGAAAGUUGGAAGAGGUGAUGCGCAAAGUAUCAGUUAACGAUGCCAACAGUUUACCCUCCAUUAAAUCACAACCGGUGACGUUAAACCAAGGUACAAAUAAUAGUGCUAGCGCCACCAUUGGUACUGGCAAUCAUAAUAGCAAUAAUAGUAGCCAUAGCAAUAGCAACAGUAACACCACCAGCAAUGGAAACAGCAGUGGCAAGCGUGAUAGAGCCUCAGAUUCAUCCUCUGAAGAUUUGCCUUACAAGAAGGAAAAAGUUGGUUUUUUUGGCCACUCCAAAGCAAGCUUUCCAAAAGAUCUGGCGAGUGCUAAUCAAGGAAUGUACUCUACCAAUAUUCCAGAUGGCGAUAUUCAGCCCAAGGAGUCCUCAAGCAAUUCAUCUGGCGGAAGCAGCGGGGAUGAAGUUGGACAACAGCAGAUUUCGUCGGAGUCUCAACCUUUAGCUAGGGAACAAAAGAGUGCACAACAACAAAGGAAAUUGCACAAGCUAAAGCAACGUAAUAGGUCAUUGUCCCAUGGUGAGCACGUUUUAGUAAAUGAUUGGGAAAAAGAUAUUGAUACUUUUCAAAUGCAAGAGUCCAGCAAGUCUAAUAAGAUGGCGGAAAAGAGUCUGAGAAAAAAGAAAUUGCCCAUUUUACCAUCAUAUUUGUUGAAAUAUGAUGACCCCGAUGUCAGCACUGAUUCAGACACCUAUCACGAUGUGUACAAAUUGAACUUUGAAGUGAUUGUGAAAUUGGUGCAAAAAUUCUUUGAUCUUAACCCACACUAUAGAACCUUUAUCUCGGCAAACCAAGUAUUUGGAUUUUUAAAAUCUUAUGAGCUGAUAAGCGAAAGGGACUGGGAUAAUGACGAUGACUUGUUAUUGUUGUAUAUGAUUUUGAGCUUGUCCAUACAAAGACUCAGUCCUAAGGAUUAUGUUGAGUUAAAUUUGUUGCCGGCAGGCUCAAUCAAUACCUGUACCAAAUACAGAAAGUUUCUCACCAGAAAUGUAUUGCACAAGAGCUUUGAACGUUUGAGAGGUGGCUUGAUCAAUGAAUCAUUAUUGUCAAUUCAAUCAUACAUUUUGUGUAUUGAAUGGUACUUUUUGGAGCAAAAAUAUGAACAAUGUUGGACAAUGAUGUUCCAUGCAUGCUCUAUCUCGUAUUCGAUUGGAUUACAUAUUAUGGGAAACUAUCGCUUAACUGAAGCUAGCUCGGGUAAGCAACAAUUCAACCAUUUGAUUAGCGCUAUUGCAGAAGAUUCGGACGUGAGCGACAAAAAGGAAGUUUCUUCUGGUUCGGAAGAAGAUGACAGAACGCACGACGAGGCAACCGAUGUGAGUAGAUACAGGCUUUGGUUUGCAUUGAAAGGAUACGUUUCCGUUGUUUGUUCUAUAUUUGGUAGACCUAACCCCAUAGCAGUACAAGUUGGUAUGAGAGGAUCCAAUAGUACUUUGGGUCACAGUAUUCCAAACAAAACGGCUCACAUUCUUUUGAAAAUCGGUGUUUCCGAAUCAUUAAGAUUAUCCAACUUGAUGUUGAUUGAAAACUUUAUGAUUGAUUUUACCUUGCCUGAUUUGUUGAAUUUGUCUAAGAAAUUUGAUGAUGAAAUAAAGCUUCUUGAAGAUACAUACGAGGACAUCACCAAAGGUAGCACUUUUGUUGCUAUUCGUGACGAUAAAGUCAAUGACAAUGCUGAUAUUGACGUGGUCAACAAGGUUAAUGUUAAUGAUAAUGGUAACGAUGAUGGUGUUAAUGCGGAAGAGGAGGAGGAGGAGGAGUUGCAAUUAUCUGCAUCUUCAAAUGACAUUGACUAUUUGACUUUUGAUGAUUAUUUGGGACAACCGGCAAAGAUUUCAAGUUUGGACUUGCUAUCUGAUAUCAUUGUAUUGUACAUCAAUAAUGCCAAGUUGUAUGAGCCUUUUAUCAGCAAGUUUGAGAAUGUUGAAGGUUACGACCAGAUUGUUAAGAACCAGAUCCAUUCAGUGUCCAAAUUUUUGGAGUUACUCAACACCUUUGUGGAAAAGUUUUUGAAACAUUACAUUAGUGAGAACUUGAGAGAUGUUGCGUCUAGUGGUAAUGGCAAUUCUGGUGUAACAUCAAGCGAAGAUGACUCUAGACUCAAGAGUGAUGCUAGUGUCUCACAGCAAGCUUUGAAUCAUGGUCCGGUAAAGUUUGGUAAAUUGUUCAAAUCUUUUUACCCAUUUGUAAACUCUUUUAUUUGUCAAGGUAUCAUUGUGAUUUUCACAUUGUUGCAUUACAAAUCUAAGGAGUUUGUUGCCAAUGAUAAAGAUUCGCUAAUGAAUAAUGACUUUUUAUCACUAAUCGAGACUAAUCUCAACUCGUUGUUGAAUUUUGAACAGAGAUUAUCAACGAAAUAUAUCACUACUUCGAGGAUGUGGUCUUCUAAUAUGGUUUAUUUGAUCAAUCGGGUAUUAAACCUUAUCAAGUUGUUGUACGAGAAACAAGAAGAUGAGUCAAUUAUCAAUGAGUUGAAAAACAGGAAAGCUGAAGAAAGCAAAAACUCUUCUGCUGCAUCUUCAAAGUCAACAGAUUCCUCACCGGGAGAUAAUAUUGCACAAAAGAAUUUGCCGAUAACCACAGCGAGAGGCAAUUUAUCGUACUUGCUCAACACGAAUCCGUUUGGUGAUCCUUCGCAGUUUGAGUACCUCAAUGGGUUCCAUUUGAAUGAUCCCUUUUGGUUAACUGUACCUGACAAUUUGCCAUACUAUUUAGGCUCGGAUCAAUCUGAGGAAAUGGGUAGACAACAGAGCAGAUCUGUUUCUGGUUUCAAGUAUAAUCCAAUGAUGCAGGUUCGAUCCGAAAGUGCAAGUAAUGCAUCAAGAGGAGAAAGUCAAAUCGGUUCAGGCGGAGAAGGGCAGCAAACCACACAGGCUACUGGGUCUGCAGGCUCUACAGGCUCUAUAAAAAGCUCGACAAACUCUGCAAACUCUGCAAACUCUGCACAUUCUACACUUUCUACACAACCGGUGCAGUUAUCACACACAUCGUCAGUGUCAGGAAAUGCCGCUGGCCAGGGACCCAUGUUAUCUCAGCAACAACCAGAUAUGUUCAAUGAGCUCAAUACGAAUUACACAAAUUGGAAUGAUCCAAAUAUGAGACAAACACCAUCUUCUAGUUCGAAUACUCCCAGCUUGGGACUUGCAUCUUCUACAUUUGGGGAUGCUCGUAAAGCUGGUAUCGGGUCAUUUAGUGGCGUUUUACCACCUCCUAUUCCAACACCCUUAUCAUCACAGCUCCCACCACGUCAACCAACACCUAUACUGGCACAAAGAGCGCUGUUAUCACAACACCACUUGCAAAAUCAACAAGUACCGCUGCCACAACAACAACAGCAACAACAGCAACAACAGCAACACCCAUCGUUACCACCAUUGACUCAAUUGCAGCAACAACAACAACAACAACAGCAGCAGCAGCCUAGUUUUGUAGGUGGAGGAUAUAUGUUCCCUCAGCAAAUGGGGUUCAGCUCUACCUCGUUUGAGAAUAACGAACAACAACAACAACAACAACAGCAGCAGCAGCAGCAGCAACAACAACAAAGAUGA